CGGGCCAGGUUUUUGGUGGGGUGACCAGAGCCUGCCUUCCCCCAAUGCGUCCCAGCGCUACAGCAGCACACGGCGCAGCUGCCGGCCCGCCCAACAGCUCUCGCGAACAGAGCAUGCAGAAUUCCGAGGGUGGAUCGGACUCGCCCGCGUCCGUGGCUCUGCAUCCCGCGGCGACCGCGCAGCCUGCGCCCGCCUCCCCGCAGAGGGUGCUGGUGCAAGCGGCUGGCCCCGCCCCCAAAGUGGCCCAGACGCAGCCCAUCUCCCUCCCCAGGGUCCAGCAGGUGUCACAACAGGUCCAGCCGGUCCAGCAGGUGUACCCCAUGCAGGUGCACUACGUGGAAGGGGGUGAUGCCGUCUACACCAACGGGGCCCUUCGCACUGCCUAUGCCUACAACCCGGAGCCUCAGCUCUAUGCCCCGAGCAGCGCCGCGUCCUACUUCGAGGCCCCCAGUGGCGCGCAGGUGACUGUGGCCUCCUCCCCGCCCGCCUUGCCCCCUCACAGCAUGGUGGGCCUCACCAUGGACGUCGGGGGCAGCCCCAUCGUCUCCAGCGCAGGAGCCUACCUCAUCCACGGGGGCAUGGAUGGCGCCAGGCACUCGCUGGCUCACACGGCCCGCUCCUCGCCAGCCACGUUGCAGUGGCUACUGGAUAACUAUGAGACAGCGGAAGGCGUGAGCCUGCCCCGAAGCUCCCUCUACAACCACUACCUCCGGCACUGCCAGGAACACAAGCUUGACCCGGUCAAUGCCGCGUCCUUCGGCAAGCUCAUCCGCUCCGUGUUCAUGGGCCUGCGCACGCGGCGCCUGGGGACCAGGGGCAAUUCCAAGUAUCAUUAUUACGGUAUCCGGCUGAAGCCAGACUCGCCCCUGAACCGGCUGCAGGAGGAUACCCAGUACAUGGCCAUGCGGCAACAGCCCACACACCAGAAACCCAGGUAUCGACCCGCCCAGAAGACAGACAGCCUGGGGGACAGCAGCUCUCACAGCAGCCUACACAGCACGCCCGAGCAGGCCACGGCCGCCCACAGCCAGCACCACCAGCAGUACAUAGAUGUCUCCCAUGUCUUCCCUGAAUUCCCAGUGCCCGACCUGGGCAGCGCCCUGCUACAGGAGAGCAUCACGCUGCGCGACGUCAAGGCCCUACAGCUGGCCUACCGGCGGCACUGCGAGGCGACCCUGGACGUGGUCAUCAACCUACAGUUUCACUACAUUGAAAAGCUGUGGCUUGCCUUCUGGAAUUCCAAGGGCCCCGCCAGCGACGGCCCCGCCUCACUGCCUGCCAGCGACGAGGAGCCCGAGGGCGCCACACUCUCCAAGGACAAGCUGGUCUCCCUGUGCAAGUGCGACCCCAUCCUCAGGUGGAUGCGGAGCUGUGACCACAUCCUCUACCAGGCCCUGGUGGAGAUCCUCAUUCCAGACGUGCUGAGGCCCGUCCCCAGUACCCUGACUCAAGCCAUCCGCAAUUUUGCCAAGAGCUUGGAGGGCUGGCUCACCAAUGCCAUGAGCGACUUUCCCCAACGCGUCAUCCAAACCAAGGUGGGCGUGGUGAGCGCCUUCGCGCAGACCCUGCGGCGCUACACGUCCCUCAACCACCUGGCGCAGGCGGCGCGCGCCGUGCUGCAGAACACGGCGCAGAUCAACCAGAUGCUCAGCGACCUCAACCGCGUGGACUUCGCCAACGUGCAGGAGCAAGCGUCCUGGGUGUGCCAGUGCGAGGAGGGCGUGGUGCAGCGGCUGGAGCAGGACUUCAAGGUGACGCUACAGCAGCAGAGCUCGCUGGAUCAGUGGGCCGCCUGGCUGGACGGUGUGGUCACCCAGGUGCUCAGGCAGCAUGCCGGCAGCCCCAGCUUCCCCAAGGCCGCCCGGCAGUUCCUGCUCAAGUGGUCCUUUUACAGCUCCAUGGUGAUCCGGGACCUGACCCUGCGAAGCGCCGCCAGUUUUGGCUCCUUCCACCUCAUCCGGCUGCUCUACGACGAGUACAUGUUCUACCUGGUGGAGCACCGCGUGGCGCAGGCCACAGGCGAGACGCCCAUCGCCGUCAUGGGCGAGUUCAACGAUCUUGCCUCCCUGUCGUUGACGCUGCUGGACAAAGGUCCUCAAGGCCAGCAAAGAGCAGAUGACGACCAGGGCAGCCUGCACAGUGAAGCCCCACACGCCCUCAGCUCCAGGCAGGGCUUGCCCACGUUCAGGGUCACCAUCUGGGCACCACCAUGGCCUGCAGCAAAGGCGUGUCCCCAGCGGCCAAGGGAGGCCGGUGCCACAGCCGCUCCACUCGUGUGCCAAGAACAGCCCCUUAGGCAGCUCCCCUCAACUCCCCCAGCACCGUACCGCCCCCCCAAAGCCUCAGAGCAGCCGGCCUGGCGCGAGCUCACCCCCUCUUCCCCCCUUCCCCGCCCCCUGCGAGUCCGUGACCUCUUCAUGGUCAUCACCAAGGAAACCCAAGUGCUGUGGGCUUGCGUGGACCUGGGUGUGCUGCUCAAGGCCCCGCCGAGAGGGCCCGGGCCCCCGCCCUCCCUGCCGCCCGGGAAGCGCCGUCUAAUUCAAUGCAAUGUUUUCUCUUUUUGGAAAAAUGUUUCUAUGAUAAUUUUGCUGUCUGAUUUUGUUCUUAGCAGGUUUGUUACGGAUCUAUGUAAUGUUGCACUAUAUUCAAUCCCAAACACUUUGUCCGCGUUCAGCCGAAGGUACUAAUAUCCCCUCAUGCGGCCUUAAAGCGCCCCCC
Molecule: messenger RNA, 2718 nt
Organism: Ochotona princeps (American pika)
Lineage: Eukaryota; Metazoa; Chordata; Mammalia; Lagomorpha; Ochotonidae
Gene: RFX2
Product: regulatory factor X2
Exons: 17
Coding region: 45-2687 (880 amino acids)
Biological process (GO): regulation of transcription by RNA polymerase II
Cellular component (GO): nucleus
Molecular function (GO): DNA-binding transcription factor activity, RNA polymerase II-specific; RNA polymerase II cis-regulatory region sequence-specific DNA binding
Source: RefSeq, a predicted model, not a curated record